CCACAGGUGACUUGCAGCAGCUGCUACCUGGCUGGCUGUACUGCGCAUUCACCGUGUACCUGCGGUGGAUGUCACCUGUGGGUGACACAGCCAGCGAGCUCGACAGACAAGUGGACGAGCGCAGUGAUGCGCCGUGAUGCUGCUGAUGCGUGACCGUCGGUGAAAGUGCAGUUGAAAUGUGAAAUGUGAUGGAGGAGACCAGCAGUGGUGUGAAAUAAGUGCGUGGAAAAGAUCAAAGAUCAGUGUCAACCAGCUGGACACACGUCUGCAGCAGCAGCAGCUUGACUGAGCGUUCGGCAUAGGCUUAUCGGGUUACCAAGGUUACGCGGGUAUGUGGUAUUUUAGCCAAUGGAAAUGGAAAGUUUCAUCAAGUCCGAUUACAAACAACCGGAAGCUCAAUGAUCGUCUGACAACAAGGAUGUGAUGCUGCGACAUUUUAUGCGGGAGUGGCAAGACAUUUGAUAUCACCAAUCUUAGUGUUCAUGGAUUUUAUCGUGUGUGCCUGUGUCUUCGAAGACCAGAAUGGGGAAUAAUGUGACAGGACUGGGGCUAGAUGGACAGUUUGUAUGGGAGGGCCACAACGCUUUGGAUGCUGGCGGACGACAGCAGUGCAGACAGUCAAAGAAGGUGAAGAGGUUUCUGGGAAGAAGCUGUGAAAAUGAAACAAAGUGAUACUUUGGUAUUCAUUAGGCUAGAUCUUGCUGCAGUUAGACCACAAGUAUAAGUGGUAAACCAUGUCAGAUAUAGAACUGCAGCCAAUAUCCGAAGAUGAAGUGGCUAACAACACCAACCUUUCCAGUCAAAGCAGACCAUCUAAUAUCACCCUAAACCACACAAAUGGAGUUGUGGGCCAAAAGGGCUUCAAGAGUGGUAAAGUGUCCCCAUCGCCAACAUCUGGAAUGAAAUGUAUGUCCAAUUUGACUUCCCAGUCAGCAUGGGUCAAGGCACAAGAACGUUUUGCAGCACAGCACAGGGGAGGCAGAGAGCAGAGGGAGAACCAGGGUACCAUCGACCAAUUGAAUAUCCUCGGGCCAACCCCAUUUUGUGGCAUGCAAAAGAUAGCCAACGUUUUCAAAUCCAAAAGAUUCAAGAACCCCAAACUUGAACUUUUAUACCAACGCUAUUUCUUCAAGCCAAAUCAGAGCUCUGUUACAAUUCUCUUGACCAUCUUUGGUGUGGUCUCCAUAAUCCUGCUUGCCUUUCAUUAUGCAGAGGGUAUUAGAACUAUUCUACCAGGUGUACUACUGGCGCUGGUCUUCUUCACUUUCAUUGUAGUCGUAGUCUUGACAAACAGGCCAUCACUGAAGGAACAUCAUCUAUUAAUUUUAUGCUAUGUGGUAUUGACAUUACUCCUGGUCUUGACGGCAUUAGUUCCAAACACAGCAAAACCCUCUGAUGCAUCAAUUGGCAUGUGGUCUUCUAUAUUUUUUAUCUACAUGACCUAUGCGCUCAUGCCUAUACGGAUGCGUCUGGCAGUACUCGCUGGUAUAGCCAUUGCUGUUGUGCAUACCGUCUGUGCUACAGCCAUCAACUACUCAAAAGACUACAUUUGGAAGCAGGCUUUGGCCAACACCCUUAUCUUCAUUUGUGUCAACAUAGCUGGUGUGUUUACACACUAUCCAACAGAAGUGGCACAAAGACAGGCAUUUUUAGAAACUAGACGCUGCAUUCAAGCUAGAUUAACAACACAAAGAGAAAAUCAAAAGCAAGAACAACUUCUUUUGUCAGUUUUGCCUCGGCAUGUAGCUAUGGAAAUGAAAGCAGACAUUGCAGGAAAACCAAAGGAUACCAUGUUUCACAAAAUCUACAUUCAGAGACAUGAAAACGUCAGCAUCCUCUUUGCAGACAUCUGUGGUUUCACACUGCUGGCUUCACAAUGCACAGCUCAAGAGCUUGUACAGUUACUCAAUGAACUUUUUGCCCGUUUUGACAACCUGGCUGCAGAAAACCACUGUCUUCGUAUCAAGAUCUUGGGUGACUGCUAUUACUGUGUUUCUGGGCUGCCUGAACCCCGUGUUGACCAUGCGCACUGCUGUGUGGAGAUGGGACUGGACAUGAUUGAUGCUAUAGCGUAAGUAUAUGAGUAACCUGGAGUGAAUGUGAACAUGAGAGUAGGUAUCCACAGUGGGCGUGUACACUGUGGUGUGCUUGGGCUUCGAAAAUGGCAGUUUGAUGUCUGGUCAAAUGAUGUGACACUAGCCAACAUGAUGGAAGCAGGAGGUUUGCCUGGGCGUAUUCAUGUGACCGAGGAGACUCUCAAGUAUUUGUCUGGUGACUACGAAGUGGAGCCAGGCAAUGGAGGGGAGCGAAAUUCCUACCUUCGUGACCAUGCCAUUAAGACUUAUCUUAUUAAGAAUGACACCAAGCUGCAUUCAAGAACAGUGUUUGCAGCCAGAAGUUGCAGCCCUGCAGCAGUAGAUGAUCGAGCUGCCCGCAAGAUGGGAUAUGGAGAGCACAGUCCUGCAAUACGCCAGAAGCUUGGUUUCGGGGAUAACAUUGAGUCUAAAAAUCCUGAUGAUGAAGUCAACGAAUACCUUGGUCGUGCAAUCGAUGCUCGCAGCAUAGACAGAUUACGCUCUGAGCAUGUUAAAGGUUUCUUCUUGACCUUUCGCAAAAAAGAGUUGGAGGAAAAGUACCACAAGAUGCGAGACAAGAUGUUUGUCUCCCACCUGUCCUGUGUGCAGCUGAUUCUACUGUUCAUCAUCUUGACUCAGCUGAUUAUAAUACCACACACUGUUGUAAUGGCUGCAGUCUUCAGUGUCAGCAUAUUUGUCACACUUUCUUUCUUGCUGCUGUCCUUAUUUGAAAACUGUGGAGGUCUACCUAAAGCCAUGCAUGUAUUUACAGCAAAAAUUGCUGGAAACCGCUGGCUAAGCCAGACUGUUGCUGUGACAACUAUUCUGGCUCUGUAUGGCUCCUCACUCUUGCCAAUGUUACCGCUAGACACUGGACUGUUGAAGAAAUGUCUCAGCAACAUUUUUGGUGUCCAUGAAGAACAAGUCAACCUCACCAUGGUGCAAGUUGUUGGCAUUAGCAGAUCCAACCAGACAUCUGUCUGCAACCCUGACACACCCACUACUUACUUCCCUGAGUAUCUAACCCUGUGUGUUCUGCUGAGUAUGGUGGCCAGCGCUGUGUACCUGCAGGUGUCCAGUAUCUUGAAGCUGGUCUUGCUUCUCUCCAUGGGAGUGGUCUAUUGUGUGUUAGCACUGCUUCCAUACAAACCACUCUUCCUCAACUAUGACAUGCUAUUACUGGCUGACAAUGGAAUGUGGUUUGGGGAAGUGAGGUCAGGCGUGACACUGUGGUUGGAGACAGUGGUGGUCUUGGUGCUCUACACGUUUGUGCUCUUUGUCCACGCUCAGCAAGUCGAGUCCACUGCACGCUUGGACUUCCUGUGGAAGGUUCAGGCAACAGAAGAAAUGGAGGAGAUGGAGAAUCUGAGGGCUUACAACCUGCGGCUGUUGUCUAACAUUUUGCCUCUGCAUGUGGCAGAACACUUUAUCAAGAACAAGCUCAAAAAUGAGGAUGAUAAGGGCCAUUACUAUCAAGAUAUGGACAAUACAGGGAUCAUGUUUGCUUCCAUUACCAACUUUUCUGAGUUUUACAUGGAACUGGAGGCCAACAAUGAGGGUGUUGAGUGUCUGCGCCUACUCAAUGAGAUUAUCGCAGACUUUGAUGAAAUUCUGUCUGAAGAGCGCUUCAGCUGCAUAGAGAAGAUAAAAACAAUUGGUCAGACAUACAUGGCAGCCUCUGGUCUGACCCCAACAACUAACUUUGCUGAUAUGAGUCACAUCACUGCAUUGGCUGACUAUGCCUUUGCUCUGCGUACACAGCUGCAAUAUGUUAAUCUUCACUCUUUCAACAAUUUCAAAUUACGUAUCGGUAUGAAUGUUGGGUCUGUGGUUGCUGGAGUGAUUGGUAUCCGUAAACCUCAUUAUGAUAUCUGGGGAAACUCUGUCAAUGUUGCAUCACGUAUGGACAGCACAGGGGUAGCAGACAAAAUACAGGUGACGCAAGAGAUGUUCGUGGUCUUGAUGCCUUUAGGCUACCGGCUGGAGAUGAGGGGUUCUGUCAAUGUGAAAGGCAAAGGUACAAUGCUUACCUACUUCCUUGAGGGACGGAAUUAAACAGUGCAUAUACUAGCAACGCACAGUUCAAGUUUGCUACUGCCAUUGAUGACAAAUGGCCAUAACAAUCAUAAGAAGAAGAAAAAUAUUUGUAAGGUGUGGAAUCCCUUCAUGUGCCAGGUACAUGAAUGUGGAAUACAGCUCAUAGGAGAGGGCUGUAAAAUAAUAGUAGUCUCGAAGAAAAUUACUGCAAGAUAUAUUUCCACAUCAAGAAAGUCUUUUUGAGGCCCUCUUGAAACUUAAAACAUGCUGAAUUGUUCAAACUGAAAUGGUAGUGAGUUCCCUAAGUUUGGGUCCAGCACAAACAGCCAUUUGGCAAACAUUUGUCCGACCUUUUACAGGUGUAAGAUAGCGUGGUCUGCUGAUGAACAAAUGUGUCUGAAAAGAGAGUAAACAGUGAGCAUAUUUGAUAUGGAGACAGCGGAGUAAGCAGUGAGUGUAUUUGAUAUGGGGGCAAGGGAGUACGUAAUGAGCUUAUUUGAUAAAGAGGCAGAGGAGGAGCCACAGAUGAACCUAUGACAGAGCCAGCUUAUAAUCAACUUGGGCUUCAACAGGCAGCCAGAGGAGCAUACAGAGAAGAGGUGUUACCUGAUAAUGCUUUCUCAAGUUCUGAACUCUCUGUAGUUUGUUAAUUAUGUGAUGCAGACAGCCAGUAGAAAGCAUAAUCAAAUGUGGAGAAAUCUAGUGAACAGACAAAUCUCUUUGGUGCCUGAACAUCAAGGUAUGAUCUGAUGGCACUGACCUGAUGAAUAACUGCAUAAGCCAAGCAACAAAUAUGAGUUAUAUGGUGGUCUUGUGUUUGUGAAAUCCUUAUGUUAGUGAACAUGAUAUUGUUAUGACAGUGUCAACCUUCAAGACAUCUCUGUGACAGUGUCUUUAUGACAUCACUGUGUGCUGUUCAUUAGUAAAGAGGUGUCCAGUCUCCAUUAUGACAGUGCCUAUCUUCCAAACAUUGUUGUGAUAGUGUUCAUUAUGAGUCGCUAUCUGUUAUGUCUUUACAUUUGUAAUAGUGUUCGUUUUGGUCCAGUGUCGAUCCUUGUGGUAUUUUCAUUAGUAAAAAAGAUAUUUCAAACAAAAAGUUAUAACUCUUUUGAUUUUGGCUGUUUUCAUUUGAUUGUCAUGUAUACAUUGUAGACAAAUUUGAAUGUGCGAUCAGAACUAUAUAUUGUAAAUAUCUCAAAUUUCUAAUUACUUUGAAUGCGAUUCUUCAAAAACUCUUUUCUUUUCAUAACUCGAUGUGCAGGUUGCAUGUCAAAUUUUUUACUCAGUUUUCUAUAAAGGGAUCAAGUAUUACCUAAUCUCUUUCUUCUUACCAUCUUUUAAAAUUUUUGAGCAGAUGUUUUUAUACUUGUCUUGCAAUUAUGUCCAUGUGAGAUUGUGCUGCGAACCAGCAUGGGCAUGCAUUUUACUGUGUAUUUAUGGGUUCUCAUAUUUGGAGAAGUUUUACCCAAUUUUCUAAGAUAUCUUUCUACUUUAUGAAUAAAAGAGCUGGAAAUAAUUCUUUAACAUUCCGCUGCUUUAUAGAUCUAACAUGGAAAAGGAAAUAAACGUAGAAAUAUGCUGCAAUUCUAGUCUCAUGGAACUUUGAAACUGAAAUUGUAACACCUUGCUCACUGCAUUGUCAUUGUUUAAUCUGCAAAAUUACAUUGCUGUCAUGGUGAAAUGUAUGAUUAGCAUGUUUAUUAAGUUAUACAAAUUGUAAGCAUGCAUUUAACACUUCAGACAUUUAGUCCUGGCUGUGUUUACUGGGUAGGCCUAGUACUUUAUGUUAGUGCUAUACAUAAUAUUUCUUUCUAAGUCAGCACUGCAAGGUUCAUCAAUUCAUGAGUUGUGGUGGGUUGUCAGUACUGCCAUUAUUUCUGACUUCAUGCGUGCAAUUAGUUUUCACAUUUAUAAAUUAGAGCUUAAAUUGUAGAAUGCAUUGUAAGUGGGAACUUUAAAUUGCACUACCAGAGUACAUGGACUAAGAGGGAAGGGAAUGUGGCUGGCUUGAAGAGGAAUGAAGGAGAAGUGGCAGCAUUGUUUGGUUAGCAUACAUGCAUAUGUGCGGCAGGUUCCUUGUUCUCAUAAACCAUAUAUACUGCUUCUAUUUCAAAAUAGCAGACUUGUGUGUCACCAUUAAGGUGGCAUCAGUUAUAGAACAUUUUUUGUGAAGUAUAAGUGAAAAAUUAACGUGAUUGAUUUCCAGAUAAAGUAUCUCUGCCCUCUGCACUAACCAUCUCAUGUUCUCUGUCCAUGUCUUCAGCAUACUAACCAUUUCAUGACAUUUCUGUCCAUGUCUUCACCUACCCCUUCACCUUACCCAGCUACCCUUUGACUUUCUUCACCUUGCUAGGUAGUUGUAGAGUUUCAGAUUGCCGUUCAGCUACAUAUAUAGUAGUGUUUGAAAAAACCCAGUAGUAACAAGGAAUAAACUAAAGAGUAUGAACACUUGUACAAUUGUAUACCCUCGACAUCCUACGGUAUAGCUUUCUUCUUUGUCAUUGGUCAUUUUUCCUUAAAAUCACUUUACUUGUUAGCUUUUCAUCAUGCCAUCCUUUUUUUCUAGACUUUCAGUGCCCUCACAGCCUCUACCUCUCUUAAUAAUCUGUGGGCAACAGCCACAGUUGACAGUUUAUAUUCUUGACAGUGCAAGCAAAUAACAAUUGAGAGCUGUCAUUUCUAUAACCUCAGAACAGAUAUGUAUUUAUAUAAUUCUGUGUUGGGGCUGGAAGAAGGAAUAUCCAUGUGCGUUGAAACUCAUACAAAAAUUUCUGUUGGCACAAAAAGUGAUAUUAUACUCCAAAAGAUUUAUAUUUGCUGUUUCUUUCUUGAGGUCAUUCUUUCUCAAGACUAUCUUUUGUGGUCCUUUCUAUAAAGUUUAGUGACUGGUUUUAAGCACAGAUGACUCACUGCUUCUAAAUGUUGACAUUUUUGACAGAAGAUGCAAUAUAUUUAACUGAUAUAGAUAUUACCAAAUUCGCAGCAUUAUUUUUGAAUUAAAAUUACCUGUUUUGAAAAUUGUUAUUAAGUGCCACUUAAUAAUAGUUUCAGUGAGAGUUGACAGUGGAGCGUAAUGGACUACUUACGGAGGAGGACUAGAUAUACAUAUGAGACUCAAGUCUGCUUCAUAAUGCAGUUUGUUUUCUGAUCCUCAGCGUGGUGUACUUUUGCACCUUAUUGCCCCAGCUAGCUUUUAACUUCACUCAGAUAUUAAUCGAUUCUUUCACCAGAUUUUAUGGAAUUUAAUGAAUCCAUUAUUUUCACAAUUUGUCAUCUUCACUUCUUAUCCCUCUCCCUUUUAUUUCUCUCUCUCACACACACACCAACAUGUACUAACAAAGAGAGAACAUUGUGUGUAAGUUGCAUUCCUACACACAUUUGCAUUUAUGUUUUACUUCUGCUACAGUAUUUCUUUUGCAGGAAGUAUAAUGUGUACUUUCAUGUACACUAAUAAUUAUUUGGUAUUGUCAAAAAUAAUUUUUGCAUCAGAACUUGCAUUACUGUCAUGUAAAGUUACCUUGCGCAAUAAAAGGUCAAGAUUUGACACAUUUUAAUGAAUAAUAAGUAUUGAUUAGAGUAGAAUAAGCUGUUAAACCACUUAACACUUAAGUUAAAGGUAACCCCAUCACCUCUGUAAGUGUUUGCAACUUCACUGAUCAUAUGACCAAUUUUUGUGAGGGUGGUACUUGUCCCCUCUCCUUCAAAGUAAUGCUUAGGAGGUCAUUGUUCACAAUACUUUUGGAAAAUGUGAUAGUCUGUGAUGUGCUGCACUUUGAUUUUGUUCUUAAAAAAUAGGCAGAUUGUAAUAUGUUAGCACUGAUAUUCUGUAAGCAUUCUGUAGAAAAAUGUUACAAACAGUGGAAAUUUCUCUAUCUUUAAAUUAUUUCUGCAAAUCUAAAUUACCUGGACUGUUUAUCAAAAAGAUAUGGGACUAUGAAAUUAUUAUGUUUGUUUGAUUUGCUUUUUAGCUUCUAGUCUGAAGAAUUUAUUACAUGUCGUAUUCAGUGCAUUUGGAGAAUAAUUAAAGUUUUACAUUAAGGUAUUAUAUGUAAAGCAGUUUGAUUACACCCCUCUUUUCAAAGCCUUUAGGCAAAGUAGAAAGUAGAGUUCUAGUGUUCCUACAUACCAUGGUUGUAUGUAACAGAUCAUUACAGCUUUUGUGUAUGUAACAGAUUGUUAUAGCAUUUUGCUGAUAUGAAACUGAUAGAUUUUGUGUGCAGUUCAGUACCUCUGACUUACCAUAUCAGCUUAAAUUCCGUCCCCAAAAAAUUCAGCCCUCUUUCUUGCCAAAUUACACAAUGCACUCAACAUAAUUUCUAAGCAUGCUGCAAUUCCACAUCUAUUUCAAGUUAUUGUAAUAUAGUAUGCUUUCACUGUAAGCAGAUUAAUAUUGCUCCAGAAUGUGUGCAUGUAUAAAUGGAGUGCACAAUGAUGUCCUGUGCCUGGAGUCAUAGGCAUCCCUUUUACAAGGUUUCUCCCUUUCAGUCUUUUUUUUUUUUAAAUCUGACAGUUAUUUCAUGAGUCCUUUGGCAUCCCAGGAUGAUAAAAUUUAUGUAACUCAAAAUUUUUUGACAUAUUAGCAUAAAAUAAAAUGCUUUAUGUAGCGGCAUGUUUACUGCUUUGACAUUACACAGCUGCUCAGUCUUGAGUCCAGAUACCCAACUGUGAACAUGAAGAGUGAUAAGAUGAAACAUAUUUUUCCUUUUAUGUCAUUGUUUCUGUACAGCAGUCGUCUGCUCUGUUGUUUUUUAAUGACUAUCUCAGUCAUUUGUGUUUGUUAUGGUUUAAGGUUAUAUCAUUGUAAAUUUCAGCCAGCUGGUUAUGGUUAAAAAUCAAUUUAGAUGAUACACACUGUUAACUUGCAAUACAUGGUGCAAGGCUUUAAAGCAGGAACACUUAUUUUUAUGGUAUUAGAUUCAAACAGGAAAGCAAUGUUGCAGUGGUUGCCAGAUAACAGUGCUCAGGUUCUGCUUUCAUUUUGAUGUUUAAAAUGUAUUUCUGUUGUUAAUGCAGUCUUUUAACUUGUUAAUAUUUAAAUAGAGGCUAAUAUUUAUCUCGGUUUUUCCAUGUAUACUGACGAAUCUUGCAACACGCAGAGACAAAUAGUUUAUACUGAAGGCUUUGGUGCUGCUGAGCUUACUGAGCUGGAGUGGUGUGGUUUUAUAAGUUUUUCUUUUGAAAAUCAGGUUACAUGUACAAAAGCUUAAGAAAUUACAAGCCUUUCAUUUCCUUACCUCCAGGAUUUUUUUUCCUGACAGGAAAUUGUCUUAGUUGUUCAGUUCAGAUCUGAUUUGUGAAGAAACCUGCAUCUUCAUUAUACCAUGCAACAUCAAAUUGUUCUAAGUGUAAGUACAAAAGAAAUUAUAAGAUCAUUGUAAGCUAUAAGCAUUUAAAAGUGAGCAAUUCUCGAAGACUGAAAGCUCUCUUUUUUUUUUACUUUUCGGCUUUCAUUUUUAAUUUUCCUUCUGGGAAGGAGGACAAAUAUUCAUUAAGGUGUUUAAGAAAUGACAUUUUUAUUAAGUUCUCUUUUUUUUUUUUAGACUUUCUAGAUCACGUGACCAUAGGAUACAAUUUUUCUUUAUUUUGUUUAUGGGUGGUUGCAAAUUAUCUAGGAAAGAAUAUGGAAAAUGUCUGUUGUUACAUGUCAUGGCAGUUAUCAUUUACUUAUGAUAUUAAACACUGUGCAAUCUUGGUAGAUUUCUAGCAUACAGAAAGAGUCUUUUGACUCUGCUGACAGGCUUUAAGAUGAUCUUUAUAGAGGAGUAAUAGUGAAGUAACACAGCAUGACAACUACUCACUUUGUGGAUCACAAAAUAUGCACUAUUUCCGAACCUUUUUUGCCAUCUGUGCAAGUCAUUGUGAAAAAUGUUCGUGUCUAGUGUUUAUUGGCAAAAAUGUUUAUGCUAAGUGUACCUAUAAAUAAAAGGAUCACUCAAGUCAGUUGUAUCUAUGUCAUUGUGUGUAUAUUCUCUUUGGAAUUUCUUCAGUCUUGCUUAUUUUUUUGGUCUAGUCUCCGUAAGGGGCGAUGACUUCAUUUACUAAAAGUCAUUUGUUAGAAGUAAACGGGUCACAAAGGUUGGUGACUAUUGUCUGGUUACUCAUUAGUGAUAUAAACUAAUUCAGGGAGAGAUGACAAGACUGCAGGAGACGUUCUUAACAUAAUUAAACUUGUGUUUGGUAUAAGGAUACAAUUGGCUAAGGUACCCAUAUUGUUAAUAUGAGAGAUGGGUCAUCUGCUUGGCAUAAUAAUUGGGCUGAUCUCUAGUGCUGACAAAAGGGUGUGAGGGGAGGUAACCAGCACUGCGAUGAGAAGGAACCUCUAGGCAUGCAUGCCUUGUGGUGAGACAGAUAUUUAACAAGUUUGAGAGACUUGCAUAGUGCAUUAAUCCCAUCAAAGAGUUCCAAGGCGUUGGCAAGUUCAGUUGCUUUGUGAGAGGUGAGUUAAUUAGCACAGAGAUGGAGACAUUUAUAGUAAAGGCAGUCCUUGUUAUGUCAGAGUAGCUGGCUAUUUUGUCUUCUUCCUUUUGAACUUUUACACCACUUAAAUAGCAUAAUUUUCAGAUAUUUUAUGGCUUUUAGACACUGACUUCAACAAAAUCUUAGUGAACAGUUUUUGUGUGCUUUAUCUGCUGAAAAAGAAAGACUUGCCUGGCUUCCAUGCCUUAAUUCAAUCAUUGAGAAAGUCUUCUUGGUAUGUGCAUGUACAGUUUGUUGACAAGACAUGUGGCAUUAUGAAUUUGUAUAAUCUGUGUACAGUAAAGUGUUGAUGGAUGAUCGCCUCAUGUGUAUAUAAUUUAUGGACUUGGUAUAAGGUUUUGAUUAUUAAAUUAUCUGUCACUUUUAUCAUUUCUUUCAUGCUUAGCCAUGGUAAGUUUUAAACUUCUACUUUUCAUGCCAAAUAUAGUUGUUCACAUGAUGAAACAAAGUUACAGGAGAUUGUGUAAUCUGCAUCUUUGAAUUUGGUAGUCUUAUGAGCUUGUAAAAAUUAUAUCAGCAUUGUAGUCAGUUAAUUGACAAUGUAGAUGACAUGUACUUAAAUAACUGUAAGAAGUAAAGGGUGUCAGUUAAGAACAUGUCAGACAGGAGCAACCUCAAAAUGCUAAUACAAUUUCUGUUUAAAAUUCAGGUCAUUAGUUGCUGUUGUUUAUAUUGUUAGUAGAGAUCAUUUGUAAAAAUUUCCAUGCUUUUGGUGGUUACCAUACAAAGAAAGGCUGUGGAAAAUGGACAUGUGUACAUAGAAUUUGUUACUCAUAAAGCUAUGGAGAAAGUGUGUGUGCCAGCGAGAAAGAAAAUUAUUUUUUCAAAUGCAUCAGCUGUCAUGAAAGAUUUUCAAUGAACUAUUUCAUUAUUCCCAUUACGGUCAUGAGAAUUUUUUUUCCAUAUAUAGUUAUGUAUACACCCCAGGAAAAUCCACAGAGAAGAGGAAUCUCUUUUUUAUUACAUUUAGUCGAAUAAUUUAUACUAGUAAACCUUUCUUUGUAAACUAUUAAAGUAAACUAUUCAAAUUUA
This is a messenger RNA of Pomacea canaliculata, 11621 nucleotides long. RefSeq names its product adenylate cyclase type 5-like. Gene Ontology annotation, molecular function: adenylate cyclase activity. NCBI's taxonomy places the organism in Eukaryota, Metazoa, Mollusca, Gastropoda, Architaenioglossa, Ampullariidae. The transcript is spliced from 22 exons. The record is from RefSeq and is a predicted model, not a curated record. Gene Ontology annotation, cellular component: plasma membrane. Gene Ontology annotation, biological process: adenylate cyclase-activating G protein-coupled receptor signaling pathway; adenylate cyclase-inhibiting G protein-coupled receptor signaling pathway; intracellular signal transduction.